Rhineura floridana is the source of this 2871-nucleotide messenger RNA. It is a transcript of the gene KLHL1, whose product is annotated as kelch like family member 1. Gene Ontology annotation, molecular function: protein binding. The transcript has 11 exons. Bases 571 to 2871 code for a protein of 766 amino acids. NCBI's taxonomy places the organism in Eukaryota, Metazoa, Chordata, Lepidosauria, Squamata, Rhineuridae. The record is from RefSeq and is a predicted model, not a curated record.
CCCCUUAAAGCGAGGCGCAGCGGAGGCUUUCUGAGGGGAACUAAUAACUCCAGGCUCUUUUCACACACUUCAGCGCCAGCAGGUGGAGAAGGCUGCUGAGGAAGCCACCUGCUUCCUACUGGAGCUGCUGCCGAAGCUUGGGAGGGAUGGAGGGAUGGGGGGGGAGAGAAGAGGAAUCUCUCUCUCCCUCUCCCCGUGAAUGAGAGCAGCGUGCGCUUUUCCCAGCUAGUCUUUGGCGGGAGCCCCUCUCGUUCCUUCUCUUCUCGCGCUGCGCAGGAGGCACCUUCCGUCAGCUCUCCUCAUUUAUUUCUUCGCCAACGACUUCGCGUCCUCCUUUUCCCGUCUAUCUUUAGCCCCCGCGUGUCUUUUCUUUCGUUCUUUUUUUAACCCCCCCCUGUCUCCCCCCCCCGAGCUUUCCUCCACCUGGAGGCGAGGGAAGCACCGUGGAGCCGUUCUUCCGCUCGCGCGCUCACAGAAGCAGCGAGCGAGCGGCUCCUCGCUCUAGCCUUGCUUGUGCCGUUUGCCUGCGCCGCGCGCCUCCUGCUCCGCGGCGGCGGCAGCAUCAGCAACAUGUCGAACUCGGGCAGGAAGGACUUUGACGUGAAACACAUUUUGCGCCUCCGCUGGAAACUGUUCAGCCACCCGGCGGCCCCGGCGAGCGGCUUUUUGCAGCAGGACAGCAGCUUCGAGCACUGGGGGCCGAGCCAAAGCCGCCUGCUGAAGAACCAGGAGAGAGGUAGCGGCGCCUUCUGGAAGAAAGCCUCCUCUUCUUCCUCCUCUUCGUCCUCUUCGUCGCCUUGUGCUGCCUCCUCGUCGCCCCUCAACGGGACUUUGCUGCCCGCCACUAGGCUCCAUGGACUGGCCGAGCAGCAACGCCACCAACCGGCCCCUCGCACGGUGUUCUACGUUGAAUCCCUGGAGGAGGGGCCCGGCGGGGGCGCGUUGGGGGAGUUUACCCGCGAACAGGAGAAGACGCUGGUGCUGCGCGAAGUCAAGGAAGAACCCGCGCCCUUUUUGGAUGGCGGCGGCCAGGCAACAGGUGAACCGGCCGUGCACAGGUUGUCAGCAGCCAACCAGCCCUUGACACCUCAAUGUGAUAUAGACUCAAGUAGUUCUGAGGAGUUCUAUCAAGCUGUACACCAUGCUGAACAAACCUUCAGGAAGAUGGAAAGCUACCUGAAGCAACAGCAGCUCUGUGAUGUUAUUCUGAUUGCUGGGAACCGUAAGAUACCUGCACAUAGACUUGUUCUGAGUUCUGUUUCUGAUUAUUUUGCUGCCAUGUUUACAAGUGAUGUUUGUGAAGCCAAACAAGAGGAAAUCAAAAUGGAAGGCAUCGACCCCAGUGCACUCUGGGAUCUUGUUCAGUUUGCAUACACAGGUUGCUUGGAACUUAAGGAAGAUACCAUUGAAAACCUCCUGGCAGCUGCGUGUCUCCUUCAGCUCCCUCAAGUGGUUGAAGUGUGCUGUCAUUUUCUCAUGAAGCUUUUACAUCCAUCUAAUUGUUUGGGAAUCCGGGCAUUUGCAGAUGCUCAAGGAUGCACUGAGCUUAUGAAGGUGGCUCACAGCUAUACAAUGGAGAACAUAAUGGAAGUUAUUAGAAAUCAGGAGUUUUUAUUGUUGCCAGCAGAAGAACUCCAUAAGCUUCUUGCAAGUGACGAUGUGAAUGUUCCUGAUGAAGAGACCAUUUUCCAUGCCUUAAUGAAGUGGGUCAAGUAUGACAUUCAAAGGAGAUGUAAUGAUUUGAGUAUGUUACUUGCCUACAUCCGAUUGCCACUUCUUCCACCUCAGAUUUUAGCUGACCUAGAAAACCAUGCACUUUUUAAAGAUGACUUGGAAUGUCAGAAGCUGAUUCUGGAAGCCAUGAAAUACCAUCUUUUGCCAGAAAGACGAACUCUUAUGCAAAGCCCAAGAACGAAGCCAAGAAAAUCCACAGUUGGGACCUUGUAUGCUGUUGGAGGAAUGGACAACAACAAAGGUGCUACAACCAUAGAGAAGUAUGAUCUCAGGACAAAUAUAUGGAUUCAAGCUGGAGUGAUGAAUGGCAGAAGGCUACAGUUUGGCGUGGCUGUCAUUGAUGACAAACUCUUUGUUAUUGGAGGCCGUGAUGGUUUAAAGACAUUAAACACUGUUGAAUGUUACAAUCCAAAGACAAAAGCAUGGACUGUUUUGCCUCCAAUGUCAACCCAUAGGCAUGGCUUAGGAGUUACUGUUCUUGAAGGGCCAAUUUAUGCAGUCGGGGGCCAUGAUGGCUGGAGCUAUUUGAAUACAGUCGAGAGGUGGGACCCCCAAAGUCAGCAGUGGACUUUUGUAGCCAGUAUGUCUAUUGCCAGAAGCACUGUUGGUGUGGCAGCAUUAAAUGGCAAAUUAUAUUCAGUUGGUGGCCGAGAUGGAAGUUCUUGUUUGAGUUCUAUGGAGUAUUAUGAUCCCCACACAAAUAAGUGGAACAUGUGUGCUCCAAUGUGUAAAAGAAGAGGAGGUGUUGGAGUGGCUACCUGUGAUGGCUUCCUCUAUGCAGUUGGAGGCCAUGAUGCCCCUGCUUCUAACCAUUGCUCCAGACUCCUGGACUAUGUUGAAAGGUAUGAUCCAAAAACUGACACUUGGACAAUGGUAGCCCCACUGAGCAUGCCCCGUGAUGCUGUUGGUGUUUGCAUCCUUGGUGAUAAAUUAUAUGCAGUGGGUGGAUAUGAUGGGCAAACAUACCUGAACACCAUGGAGUCAUAUGACCCUCAGACCAAUGAAUGGACGCAGAAUUGGACAAUACCUCAGCAUGAAAAAGUAUCAGGACUAAUUAAAAGAGUCUCUGAUGUAUUUGUGAUAGAGUUUUUGUCUAGUUUUAGAUUUUGUUUCAAUAAGAUAGAAAUUACUUCUUAA